GUAUAAAUAGGUGACCAAUUUUAUACAAUAAACAUAGCCAAUUUCAGCUAAGAUAUUUUUAAUACACAAUAGAAAUGGAGCUAGCUAUUCUUCUUUGUGCUCUAUUUCUUGUUUUGCCCUUACUUGUCACUAAAUGGUACAAAGAGGGUAAUAGUAAGAGAAAAUUACCUCCAGGCCCUUGGAAACUCCCAUUCAUUGGAAACUUACACCAUCUUGUUGAUUGGCAAUCAUCUGAGUUACUACCCCAUCGUACUCUUGCUAAAUUAGCCUCAAAACAUGGACCCUUAAUGCACAUGAAACUCGGUGAACGUUCAGCCAUUGUUGUGUCCUCUCCUGAAAUGGUUCGUGAAGUGAUGAGGAAACAUGAUCUCAACUUCUCUAACCGACCAGUGCUUUUGGUUGGAAAGGAAAUGUUCUAUGACCAUGCUGACAUGGGAUUUUGUAACUACGGUGAUUUCUGGAGACAAAUGCGUAAAAUUUGUAUUCAGGAACUCCUUAGUCAUAAAAAUAUUCAGUCAUUCUAUCCCAACAUGCUCAAUGAGAUGACUAAUCUUGUUAGCUCAAUUAAAAAUUCUGCUUCUGAGGGAAGUCCAAUCAACAUGACGGAAACGUUGUCUUUGUACACUAAUUCGGUCAUAUGCAAAGCAAGUGUAGGCAGAGUUUGUAAAAAUCAGGGGUCUUUGAUUGAAAUCAUGAGAACAGUGUCUGGUUCAGCUGGAGUGUUUGAUCUCGCGGAUCUUUUUCCAUCGAUGAAAAUGAUUCAUUUCAUCAGUGGAUUAAAAUACAAAUUGCGUAAAAUGCAUGACGAGGUUGAUGUUCUUUUAGAAGAAAUUAUUAAUGAACAUGAAUUCCAGAAUAGUGAGACGACCACAGAAGAAGAUAUAGUUGAUGUUCUCUUAAGGCUGCAAAAGAGCCAAGAGUUUUCAAUUCCUAUUACAAGGGAUAAUAUCAAGGCACUAAUCAUUGACUUGUUUUCAGGAGGAUCUAUAACUUCAGCAUCAACAAUUGAAUGGGCAUUUUCAGAAUUAAUGAAAAAUCCCGAAAUAAUGAAGAAAGCACAGGAUGAAGUUAGAGAAGUAUUCAAAGGAAAGGAAAAUGGAAUCGACCAAACCGAUAUUCACAAACUCAAAUACCUAAAAAUGGUAGUUAAGGAGACUGUAAGGUUUCACCCCUUAGCUCCAUUAUUAGCUCCAAGAGAAUCCAGGGAAGAGUGUGAGAUUAAUGGCUAUGUUAUACCCAAAGGCACAAUGGCACUAGUCAAUUUUUGGGCAAUUUCAAGGGAUCCAAACUAUUGGCAAAAUCCUGAAACAUUUGAUCCUGAGAGAUUUAAUGAAAGUCAUCUUGAUUUUACUGGAGCGCAUUUUGAAUUUACGCCUUUUGGCACAGGAAGGAGAAUUUGUCCAGGGUUAUCAUUUUCAAUGGCUACUGUUGAGCUUAGUAUAGCACUAUUACUAUACCAUUUUGAUUGGAAGCUUCCAAAUGGAAUGAAACCUCAUGAGCUGGACAUGACUGAGACAUUUGGCAAUGCUCUUGAGAGGAAAAACAACUUGUUCUUGAUUCCUUCGCCCUAUGUUCAUGCCUAACGCUGAGAAUUAGAGUCCUUACAUAUUUACUUCUACUUAUAAGAAUAAAGUUGUAUCAAGAUUCCUUUAUUGUCUUUUCUAUUAUACCAUAAAAAAUACGUGUUUCUGUCUUAUUAGUAUGUGUUACAAGAAAAGCUUACA
Solanum dulcamara is the source of this 1724-nucleotide messenger RNA. RefSeq names its product premnaspirodiene oxygenase-like. Gene Ontology annotation, molecular function: iron ion binding; monooxygenase activity; oxidoreductase activity, acting on paired donors, with incorporation or reduction of molecular oxygen. The coding region runs from base 75 to 1583 and encodes 502 amino acids. Lineage: Eukaryota; Viridiplantae; Streptophyta; Magnoliopsida; Solanales; Solanaceae. The transcript has 2 exons. The record is from RefSeq and is a predicted model, not a curated record.